AUGAUCAACAUCAGUCAUCCCAAGAUCCACGGGAAACCUCCCGUGAACAGACAAGCUCCUCCGGUCAAAGAUAUCGACUCGAAGCGAAAGGAAAUUGAUACUUCUGUCGGUAUGACGCAGUUAGAGAAGGCGGACUAUAAUCAGAACGUCGUUGAUUCCACCACGUGCUCGUUCGAACAGCUCUGCAGCAUGAUCAGUGAUCUAGAGAACGACAUCACCGGCAAAGUGCCAGAAAUCGAUCAAUUACAGCUGGAACCGGAGAAAGACGAGUCCAUGGAGAAACAGAGAAUAAAUGGAACCACGUACGAUGACAUAAUGUCCCUCUUGGCGAAACUCGAAGAGGGUUCCACGGACAAGCUGAAUAUAGUACUACCCGAAGUAGAUGCCACGAUUUUUGGAGAGAUAUUCAACGAUCCUCAAGCAUUGUCUUGCAACAACUACGACAGUAUAGGCUCGAUAAAAGCGUUCAAGGACGACUUAGCCACAGCGCGAUUGGAACUGGAAGAAAAGAAUGCGACUAUAUCGCUGCUGAAGGAACAGUUCAAAUCCGAGAGGAAAGUGGCUUGCGACAAACUGAACGCUCAGAAGAAGAGCAGUAUUUCCAAGUUGCAGCAGCAGGAAGAGAAGUACAAGGGUGUCGUGAAGAGGCAUCAGAAGUUCAUCGAAGAGGUGAUCUCUGAAAAAACCAAUCUGACUGAGAAAUGUAACUCGUUGGCACAGAGAGUGAAAGAGAUUGAGAUAAAAAUGCAGAGAGACCUGAAGGCUGCGGCCGACAGACAUGCAGUAGAGCUGCAGAGAGCGAAAGAACACUAUGCCGCGGCGGAGAAGAUCAAGCGUGAACGAUGGAUAGAGGCCAGAACGACGAAAAUUAAGGAAAUGACUGUGAAGGGUCUGGAGCCUGAGCUACGUAAUAUGAUGGAGCAGCAUGCGGAAGAAAUUCAGAGGCUGAGAAACGUGCACAUGAAGGAGCUACAAGACGCUGAAUUGAGAAUCAUACGAAGAUCUAAUCAACAGUUGGAGCAACUGCGUCUAGAACUGACUUCUAGCCAUGAAAGAAUGUUGACAAACGAGAAGAAUAUUCUGUGGUCCAGAUACCAAGAGAAGCUGGAGGAGCAAGAGAAUCAAUUUAAAGCCCAACAAACGAAGCUCCUGGAGGAAUUGCAGCGCGAUAGAGAAAAGUUUGGCAAAGAACUGGCGAAACGGGACGCUGAAAAGGACGCCUCUUUACAAAAGAUGCACUUACAGUAUCAGCAAGAAGCGGAGACUCUGAAGCAACAGCAUUCGAACGAGAAAAAGACUCUUCAGGAAUCGUUGAGGAUGGAAUGGGAAGCUUGGUUGGCCGACUAUAAGAGGCAACAGAACUUGAGAAUCGAGCAAGCUCAGAGUAAGAUUCGAGACGAAUGCAACAGGGAGAGAGAUCGACAAAUCGAACUUGCGAUCGAACGUCUGGAGAAAGAUUCGCGAAACGCCAAGUUGACGAUUCAACAAACUUUCGACUGCAAGCUUAAGUGUUUGAGGGAAAAGUUCAAGAUGGACGUACAAAUCGCGAUCGACAAUGAACAACUGCACAAAGUUAAAUUGACACAGACCAGGGAUAAAUUGGAGAAAGCUCAAAUUCAUUUACAACAAGCGGAGAAGAAGUUGCAAGAAUCUACGUCUGAAUUGAAUAAUGCGAACGAGCUAAUUAAGCGGUUAAACAUAGAGAAAGAGAACGCGAGAACAUUCGCGAGGCAAGAAAUCGAAGGAGAGAAAAGAGAAUUGGAGGAAAAAAUUGCUUCGCUUUAUCAAGAAAUAAGUCGUAUUAACGCGAACAAAGAAGUCUCGAUGGUUCAAUUACACAGCAGGAUUAAAUUAGUAAUGACACAAAAAGUUUUAACAAUCAAAAGUCUAACCAAAGAGCUUAACGAUGCAAAAUCAAAAUGCGAGCACUUGGAAAAAUUAUUGGACCAACAACGGAAAGAAUAUAUUUUGAAAGGUUUGUAA
Molecule: messenger RNA, 1983 nt
Organism: Habropoda laboriosa
Lineage: Eukaryota; Metazoa; Arthropoda; Insecta; Hymenoptera; Apidae
Gene: dila
Product: centrosomal protein of 131 kDa
Exons: 10
Coding region: 1-1983 (660 amino acids)
Biological process (GO): intraciliary transport involved in cilium assembly; cilium assembly; regulation of centrosome duplication
Cellular component (GO): centriolar satellite
Source: RefSeq, a predicted model, not a curated record